AUGCCAAUACUAAGCGAGGAGGAUCUGGAGCGCUUCAGGACGAAGGUGUGUACGCUCGCCUCGUCGCUGAGGUGCGACUUCGGAGUGGAAAGGUGCAACUACUCGCACAACCUCUACUGGGCGAGAAGGUGUCCGUUCUACCUGCGCGACUCCUCGAUCCUGAGGUACAUACCGCACGUCUGCCCGGACGUGGAGCUGGGGGAGGGGACGACGGUGCUGAGGAACUCGUGUCCGCGAGGGAACAACUGCUCCUUCGCGCACUCCUACGAGGAGAUACACUACCACCCGCUGGUGUACAAGACGCAGGUCUGCAAGGACUACAGGAUCGGCAAGUGCAAGACGUACUACUGCCACCUGGUGCACGGGCUGGCGGAGUACAGAGUGCCCAGGGAGUACGUGCUCCCGAGGAAGGCGGGGCUGGACAUUCCGCUCCUACCGCACGUAAAGCUGGUCGACAACAUAAGGUCGAUAAGCACGGGCAACGCCUCAGUAGGCUGUUUCCAGAGAGGGAAGUCGAGCAUUCAAUCAGUGGACAGGUCAACUAGAGGAGAGAAGGACGUGGUCGAUUACUCGAACCAUAAAGACUGGGUGCCACUUAGGUCGAAUAGCGGCGAACGUAAAACGGAGAUCAAUGGAAACGCUAAGAGUGACGGAGUCAACGGGCUGCAAAAGAGUAGCAACGGAGUCACAAGUAAACUAGUCAAUGGCACGACAAACGGAAUAGCAAAAGUCCAGAACAAUAGCAUCAGUAGCCAAGUCAGUAAGAAAAACAACGAGGAAUCGCUGAGGAGCAUGAAGUCACUGGAUGCAGCAGAAAAACAGGACGAGUCAGUGUACGACUGGUACAAGUUGAUAGCGACGACGAAGGUGGAGUACCACGAUAAUGAAAAUGGGAUCAACGAAAUGGAUAAAAAUUAUUCAAUAUUGAAAAUAUACGAUAGGCAACUUCAGAACUCGUUGAAUGAAUUUAAUCAGUUGAACAUCUACAACAAUGAGAUUAGUCCAUACAACGGACACUAUGAAGAUGACCUGAAUUGUUAUGAAACAGAUAAGAGAAAUGAGUCGUUGGUGAGAAGAAAUGUUAAUAUGUGGAACGAUUCGAGCACUAAGAAAAUAAUCGAGUCGAACAACGCACUGGGAACAGUGUCAAGCAUCAUCGAUUCGAACAACAAUGGAGUGUCGACAGUGCCGAGCAUAGUGGAGGACUCAUAUAGAAGCUACGAUGACGUGUUCCAGACAUCAGACCUGACGUCGAGCAUGAACUCGAUCAACGGAGACGAAGUGUACAUUAAGAUCCUGAAGCAGUGCGAACUGAUAAAGAAAAACACGAAACCGUACGUCGAAAGUAAAAUUAACUGGACGCAAGUGAUCAACGACUGUAGAAAACUACUAGAUAUAGUUAUAGAAGCAAAAAAAGUAUCCCAGGAAAAAAGUAAAUAA
This is a messenger RNA of Theileria orientalis strain Shintoku, 1440 nucleotides long. RefSeq lists its product as uncharacterized. The transcript is spliced from 3 exons. The coding region runs from base 1 to 1440 and encodes 479 amino acids. NCBI's taxonomy places the organism in Eukaryota, Apicomplexa, Aconoidasida, Piroplasmida, Theileriidae. Gene Ontology annotation, molecular function: metal ion binding. The record is from RefSeq and is a predicted model, not a curated record.